AUGACUGGAGCAAGUCAUUGGAGUGUUAGUAUAUCCAUAGAAGACUUCUGGAGAGGUGUUGGACCUGAAGCCUCUUUGAAGAGUCCUUUCCGUCUCGGUCAUAGAUGGCUAUUGUUUGUUGAUGUUGUGGGAAUAGUGCGCACUGUUUACGAACGCGAGAGAUUUUUUAUUGUUGAUUUGGACGAUGGGACUGGUUGUAUAACCUGCACAAUAUGGCGUCGUGGCUGUUCAAACCUUUUUAAUGUAUUAUCAACAACAAAAAAUUCAUUUGAUUUUGAACAGCAUUAUUUGUGUGAGCAACUUAUCAAGUUAUCAUGCAAGUCACAACCUAUUUCAUCUUCAGCUGAACAGUCGUCCAACUUACAUGUUGGCCAAAUAUUACAGCUUAGAGGUCGUUUGAAAUGCUUCCGUGGAAAGCUAAAGCUUAAUACUUAUUUCUGUCGUUCAAUCAAGGAGGAAAGUGAAUUGUUACAUCACAUAAUUCACAGGUACCGUUUACAGGAAGAAAUUUACUCAAAUCCAUAUGAUCCUGGUGUUGUCGCAGAAAAUAUAAAAAAAUCUCAUGUGGUUAAUUUAGCGAAUUCACUUGUAACAGAAUGUUGUAGAAUCCUAGUACAGGAUAAUGUCCAAUUGUUUACCAAAUUAGACUUAUGUUUACAUCCGAAAAUAGUUGAAUCUGUAACAGCAAACUGGAGAUCUUUGACUAUGGCAUAUGAUGAAUCUGAAACGGAUUAUCUUCGACAAAGUUUCAUUGAAGUUGAUGAAGGUGAGCAGAGUAGUGCAGCUGAGAAUAAAGUACUCAAUCCUAAAAAGCUACAACUUAUAGUUGCAAGUUUGAUUGAACGAUUAUUAAUUGAGGGUUGGAUUUUUCCAGCUACUCAAUCUAUUGGAGGUAUGCGGACUUAUUAUUUUGUUCAAGAGAAUAAGAAAUUACUCGAUGCUGUUUAUGGGAUAAUUUCUUCUCAAGGCAUAAAUAAAGAAAUAUCACUGCAUAAUAUACUACACAGUAUUCGACAACGGUCGUUUCCUGAUAGUUUGCAAUUAACACGCAUAACCUUAAAUGCACUAAAACAUUUAUUGAAUCAAUUGGAAUCUGAAAGUCGUAUAUAUCAAAGUAAUUUUGGGUGUUAUAGUGUAGCUUAA
Molecule: messenger RNA, 1143 nt
Organism: Schistosoma curassoni
Lineage: Eukaryota; Metazoa; Platyhelminthes; Trematoda; Strigeidida; Schistosomatidae
Source: the annotation of a GenBank genome assembly